Molecule: messenger RNA, 382 nt
Organism: Drosophila suzukii
Lineage: Eukaryota; Metazoa; Arthropoda; Insecta; Diptera; Drosophilidae
Source: RefSeq, a predicted model, not a curated record
CAAAGUGAAAACGACACUGGACGGCGUAGCUUGCAGGUUGGCGAGAAAAUGCGCAAUUAUCUAUGGUUAGCGGUGUUCCUGGCGGUGGCCACCACCACCUGUGUCAAGGCCAAGCCGCUGGUCUCCUUCGGUCUCAGCUAUCAGCAGCCCUACGUGGGACCCCACCCAGGACCCUACUACUAUGGAGGACCUUAUCAGGGGGGAGGCUACUACCCCAACUACCCCAACAGCCCGGGACCCUAUGGUGGUUACCCCUAUCCUUAUGCGAAUCGCUAUGGCGCCCUGGAUGUCGGCAUAGGCGCCCUGUCGCUAUCCUCAUUCCUUCUCUGAUUCCGCGUAAAAGCCAAAAGCCACAGUAAAUAGAAACGAGAAUCAUACAAAA